Messenger RNA from Exophiala aquamarina CBS 119918, 4023 nucleotides. RefSeq lists its product as uncharacterized. Gene Ontology annotation, cellular component: nucleus. The record is from RefSeq and is a predicted model, not a curated record. The coding region runs from base 1 to 4023 and encodes 1340 amino acids. NCBI's taxonomy places the organism in Eukaryota, Fungi, Ascomycota, Eurotiomycetes, Chaetothyriales, Herpotrichiellaceae. The transcript has 2 exons. Gene Ontology annotation, biological process: protein ubiquitination; SCF complex assembly.
AUGGCUCGAGAUCGAAAUGCUGCCCAGCAGGGCAUAGCAACACUGCUCGGCAAGCUCAAUGAUCCUGAUCCUGACAUCAGGUUCAUGCAAUUGAGCGACCUUGCAACCAUUCUCAAUGGUCCUUCUUCCGAGUACAUUAGGAAUGACUCUCACACCGCUGCUCGUCUCAUCGAGGGACUGCUGAAAGCACUGUCAGACCAACAUGGCGAAGUGCAAAACCAGGCAUUGAAGUGCAUCGGUCCCCUUGCAAUGCGCACCCCUGGCGAUAUCAUUGCCCCUCUGAUCGACAAGUUGACAGACCUUACAACUAGCGAUAUUGACAUCUCGAUACCGAACACUGCCUUGCGUACCCUGAUCGCCGCUUUGCCCCAGCCGCAUACCGCAGGACCUGUCCCCUCAGAGGUCAGGGACGCAUACAAUGCAGUUAGCAAGGUCUUGAUACCCAGGCUUGUGGGCCGUGUUGUUAUUCCGCAGAACAAGCCGCCUCCCCAGUUGCCUACUGGGCUAUUACAGAAACAGAAAGACAAAGGCUACAGCAGUGACGCAGUCGAUGUCAUGAUAGAAAUCGUCAAAUGCUAUGGUUCGCUGCUACAAGCUCCUGAACUCGAGGAACUUGCCAAGUCUGUGAUGGCUAUAAUCGAAAGCCCUCAAGCUGGAGGUGUGGUCAAGAAGCGAGCACUCGCUGGAAUUGGCGCUCUUUUGAUCCACUUCAACGAUGCGCAGGUCAACUCAUUUGUCCAGGCGUUAACAAAAAGCUUCCAGAUUUCCCAAAUCAAUACCGAGCAUCGCAGAUUUCUGACCGCUACGAUUGGGACUUUAGCCCGUUCAAGUCCAGGAAAAUUCGGGCCCUACGUGCCUCAGCUACUACCAUUUGUACUUGAUGUUCUAAGUCAGGAAGAGCUAUCAGCAUCAGCCGAGCUGUCCGAUGAGGAGGCAGAGGUAGACCCAGAGAUUGAGGAGCUGCGCGAGACCGCUCUGAUUGCCCUAGAGGCACUACUAGGUUCAUGUCCAGUAGAGAUGAAGAAUUACUUGGACUCUGCUAUAAGUGCAGCUUUGAGAUAUCUCAAAUAUGAUCCAAAUGUUGCAGACACUGAAGAUGACGAAAUGGGCGGAACACAAGAAAGCAACUCUGACGAUGGGAUUACGGAAGAUCCUCCUGACGAUGAUGACGACGAUGAUGAAUACGCUGAACUCGACGACGACGACGCUUUCAGCGACGUGGAUGAUUUGAGUUGGAAGGUCCGACGAUGUGCUGCUAAAGCACUGUAUACUAUUGUUGCUGGCGUUUCAGCUGCUGAUCGAGCGACUUUGUUUGGCAAAAUUGCUCCUGUUCUUAUCAGCCGACUAUUUAAUGAGCGGGAGGACAGUGUGCGACUUGAAGUCAUCUUUACUACCACAGCCUUGAUUCGUAAAACAGGUUCGGGAUUGACACAUGCCAUCUCUCGUCGAGACUCCUCAGAAAACCCGGCUGCUCCUACCAACACUCGAAAGCGAAGACGCCAGGAUAGUGAGGCGGACCGAAAGGACCCAGACUUGAAAGGCUUAAUAGCUAGCCGUUCUAGCCCUCCGAUUCUGCCUGCAGCUCCUCCAACUGGCUCUCAAGCGGAGCUCCUCGGUCUCGUCCCUAAAAUCGUCCAAGCCCUGACGAAAUUAUGGAAGAAGGCAACUGUCUCUUUAAAGCAAGCCGUGAUCGUCAUGCUCAAGACGCUCACAUUAGCUCGGAACGGAAUCUUGUCGGAUCACCUACAACAGUUGGAAGAUCCCAUUGCCGAUGCACUCAAACAUACAUCUCCCACUGGAACGGGAAGCGCAGUAUCAGGUGCUUCAGCUACUGUUGCCAGCCUACAAAUCGAAAGUUUAAAUCUCAUAAGUGCGAUUACCGAGACCAAUGAGACCUCGGUCUUAAUCCCUUUUGUCAUUGCGUUGAUCCCGCCCGUCACCGCAAUUGCCCAUGAGAAAAAUUACAAAGUCUCCAGUGAAGCACUGUCAACUAUCGAGCAAUUCGUGAAGGCUCUCACCCCUCCUCGACUACCUUCAACCAAUCAAGAUCAUGCAAUUCAUAUCGAGAAGUUGUGGCAUGUUAUUGUUGAUCGAGUCACCGACAACAAUACAGACCUCGAAGUCCGACAUCGUGCCAUUCAAGUCUUCGGAGUGUUGAUCGCGAGGACUUCGUCUACACAGCUCCUCCCAAGCCAGGCUAGAACCAAGAGUUUGGGUAUUCUCAGCGAUAGAUUGAAGAAUGAGACUACUCGAUUGGCUAGCGCGAGAGCGAUAGGCCUGAUUGGCGAGGCUGCCAGCAGCCAUGAUAAUAUCGGGUCUGCAUGGAUCCAAGAGGUCUCACUCGAGAUGGCAAAUCAACUUCGCAAGGCAGAUCGCGCUCUUCGUGCUUCAUGCCUCGAGUCACUACAGUAUUUGGCGUUGAACCCGGUUACGUCGGCGCAGUAUGAGACGAACACGAUCGUGAUCCUACAGACCCUGCUCCUCCCGCUUGUGUCUGGGACUGAUCUUCAUCUCCUGACGCCUGCCUUGGUAAUCUUCUCCAAGAUUAUUCCGACCAAUCCAGCUGCUCUCGUCAAUGAUGAUAUCGUUGCUGCUCUUUGUGGCAUUACACAAGCCCGGCUUGAAGGUCCUCCGUUGCGGGCUUAUCUACUUGUCGUUAAAGUGAUCGGUGAACAAGGAGCCGGCGCACCCCUGAUGAAAGGCCUUUUGACUGUAGGCACUGCUGGCGAAACUAUCGUUCUCGGCAGAGCAAUCGGAACCCUGCUGGUCUACGGUGGCAAUAAUCUCGGCGUCACUGUUCCAGAUUUCCUCAAGGAGCUGGAGGCAUCCCAAGACAUCCGUGCUAUAUGUCUCGCUCUAACCGUCCUUGGAGAAGUUGGCUUCCGAACUGGAGCUGCUUCACCUGUCAAGGUCGACGUUUUCGUUAAAUGUCUCGGUGCUGAGUCUGACAAAGUCCGACUCUCUGCUGCAGUUGCUCUUGGAAGUGCAAGUUCGAACAAUGUUGUAGAGUGUUUGCCAAUCAUCUUAGGCAGCUUGACUCAAUCCCCAGCCCAAGACUAUCUAUAUCUGCAUUCAUUGAAGGAGAUUCUGGAGCACUCAGAGAGUUCGUUUGCUGACAUGGUUCCAUAUCUGUCAGAACUAUGGCAGAAAUUGUUUGCAGCAUCACAAGCAGAGGACAAUAGUGCAGUUGGUGCAGAGUGCAUUGGACGCCUUGCCACCAUUGAUCCAGUCUCGUAUGUCCCUGAGCUGUCGAAGUCGUUGGAGGACUCAAAUCCUGAAGUCCGUGGCACGGUUAUUUCUGCUUUCCGCUUCACUUUGGGUGAUGCAGGUACCUCUUACAACGCCAUUCUUGCGAAGACGAUGGUACCAAUGCUCAAGACAAUGCUCAGUGAUGUCGACAUCUCGAAUCGACGCCUUGCGGUCACGACACUUAAUGCGGCGAUUCACAACAAGCCUGAACUCAUUAUCCCGGAAAUCAGCCAUCUCCUCCCAACGGUGUUGGACGACUCGCGUGUCAAGCCUGAGCUCAUCAAGGUCAUCAAGAUUGGACCGUUUACACACAAUGAAGAUGGCGGCCUGGAUCUUCGCAAGUCUUCUUAUGCAACCCUGUACGCUCUUCUUGAUAACCCUGAGGCAAUCCCACAUCUCCCUAUUUCAAAGGUCUUCGACCGAAUUCUCGACGGCAUCCCUGAUGACCAUGAUAUUCGCAUACUAUGCAAUUUGAUGCUCAGUCGGCUGUCCACUAUCGAUCGAGAUGAAAGCCGACGCCGCCUAUCACCACUUGCCGAAAAAUUCCGCAUCGUACUUGGAGCCAAGAUCAAGGAAAAUGCUGUCAAGCAGGAGAUCGAGAAGGUCAAUGAGGCCAAUGCGGCAGUGAUCCGGACUACACUAGAAUUGGAUCGCAAAUUCCCAUCAGCAGCCACCGACGGAUCUGGGGAGAUGAUCCAAUGGAAGGGAUACAUCGAGUUUGUGAAGAAGGAAUUCGCACAAGUGGUCCGGAACGUUCUUGCUGAAAGUGCGUAA